Messenger RNA from Gastrolobium bilobum, 1209 nucleotides. RefSeq names its product E3 ubiquitin-protein ligase PUB23-like. The transcript has a single exon. Gene Ontology annotation, biological process: protein ubiquitination. The coding region runs from base 1 to 1209 and encodes 402 amino acids. The record is from RefSeq and is a predicted model, not a curated record. Gene Ontology annotation, molecular function: ubiquitin protein ligase activity. NCBI's taxonomy places the organism in Eukaryota, Viridiplantae, Streptophyta, Magnoliopsida, Fabales, Fabaceae.
AUGAAUGAAAUUGAGAUUCCUGACCCUUUCCUCUGCCCUAUUUCCUUGCAACUUAUGAAGGACCCUGUCACAGUAUGCACAGGAAUCACAUACGAUAGAGAAAACAUAGAGAGAUGGUUAUUUUCAUGCGAGAACAAUAUGUGCCCUGUUACUAAACAAUCACUGUUACACACUGAUCUUACCCCAAACCAUACUUUACACCGUUUGAUCCAAGCUUGGUGCACCCUUAAUUCCUUCAUUGGAAUUGAAUGUAUUCCAAUUCCAAAGCCAACCAUUGACAAAACUCAAGUACUGAAACUCCUCUCUGAAGCAAAGAGAUUCCCGGAUAAGCAUCUCAAAUGCCUUAGAAGGCUUCAAUCUAUUGCUUUUGAAAGCGAAAGUAACAAAAACUCUCUGGAGUCAGCAGGGGCAAUAGAUUUCUUGGCUUCAACCAUGAUAAACAAUGGCCAAGAAGAUUCAACUGUUAUUAGUGAAGCAGCUAUUGAAGUUUUGUUUCACAUAAAUCUUUCAGGAUCUCAGCUUAAGAAUCUUAUAAACAACGAGGGCAUUCAAUUUAUUGAGUCUUUGUUUCAGGUCUUGAAGCUUGGGAACCACAAGUCUCGAGCUUAUGCAACUAUGCUAUUGAAGUCAGCAUUUGAGGUGGCUGGUCCAACCCAAUUGAACAGUGUCAGAACAGAACUGUUUGUUGAAAUAAUAAGAGUGCUAAGGGAUCAGAUAUCACAUCAAGCUUCAAAGGCUGCAUUGAAGCUUCUUGUGGAGUUGUGUCCAAAGGGUAGAAACCGAAUCAAAGCAAUUGAGGGUGGUGCGGUUUUAGUCCUCAUUGAGCUCCUUUUUGAUGUCUCUGAAAGAAGAGCAUGUGAGCUUAUGUUGAUAACUUUGGAUCGACUUUGUGGCUGUGCAGAAGGAAGGGCAGAAUUGUUGAGCCAUGGAGCUGGAUUGGCUAUUGUAUCAAAGAAAAUCCUAAGGGUUUCUCAUGUGGCAAGUGAUAGAGGGGUUAAAAUUUUGACUUCCAUUUGUAGGUAUUCAGCCACCCCAAGAGUCCUUUACGAAAUGAUGCUAUUUGGGGUUGUGUCCAAGUUAUGUUUGGUGCUUCAAGUGGAAGGUAGUUUCAAGGCUAAGAAGCGGGCCAAGGAGAUACUCACAUUGCACUCUACAGUUUGGAAGGAUUCUCCAUGUAUUCCUCUCCCUUUGCUUUCAUCUUAUCCAUGA